Messenger RNA from Ictalurus furcatus (blue catfish), 1738 nucleotides. RefSeq names its product scavenger receptor cysteine-rich type 1 protein M130-like. Gene Ontology annotation, cellular component: membrane. The record is from RefSeq and is a predicted model, not a curated record. Bases 78 to 833 code for a protein of 251 amino acids. NCBI's taxonomy places the organism in Eukaryota, Metazoa, Chordata, Actinopteri, Siluriformes, Ictaluridae. The transcript has 5 exons.
CUGAGCUUUGCUGUGAGAGGGCAGCAGCAGUGAGCACUGUGAUUAACACCAACCUGAAUGACGCAUCAAGGACCAGUAUGCUAAGAUUUCAUCUCAUUUUAAUGCUUGCCAGUGCUCUUACUGCUUCCCUGCUGGCUGAUGGCGCUAAUAUACGACUCGCUGGUGGCAGUCACUCCUGCGCUGGUAGAGUGGAAGUCUAUCAUAAUUACCAGUGGGGAACAGCGUGUGAUGAUGACUGGGACAUAAAUGAUGCGCAGGUGGUGUGUAGACAGCUUGGAUGUGGUAAUGCUGUCAGCGCUCAUCAAAGUGCCCACUUUGGUCGCGGAAGUGAUCCAAUAUGGCUGGAUGAUGUUCGGUGUUCUGGAAGUGAAAGCACCAUCACACAGUGCUCUCAUAGAGGAUUUGGUACACACGACUGCGACCAUAGUGAAGAUGCUGGUGUUACUUGCUCAGACAUGCAGAGUCCUACAUUGACUCAGAUCUCCCCAAACUCUGUGGUCUCACCUGGAGAAGUCCUUCAGUUCAGAUGUUCCACACCCAGCCCAACAUGCAUCUCUGUAGACUUCAGUUUGUAUAAAUCUGGAACAUCAAUAGAGAAGCAAACUGCAGAAUCUACAACAACAUUUAAUCUGACUGUAGAUGCCUCACAUCAGGGCCAGUACACCUGUGACUACUCCUAUAGGGAAAGUAACUCCACAUCAUCCAAGAGCAACUCCAUUAACAUCACUGUAGUCUUGGGUCCGAAUCCACCUUUGUCGAGUUCAAGUCAAGACCAAGUCCUUAACCAAUCGAGUCCAAAAGGGGCCGAGUUGGACUUAACUCCAAGUCCUUAAUAGCAGAUCCAGAGUCGAGUCCGGCCGAGUCCAGAAAGUAAUUCAAUUGAAAAAAGAUUUGAAAUUGCAGUUGUAAACUCAACACUGAGCUGUUAAAUUAACAUUUUAACCUAACGGGAUUAAAAGUACCCCACAACUCUAGCAUUUUCACACAAUCAUUUUACAGAUUCCAGAAACACAAGCAAGAGUCUUCAAGAAAAGAACGAGACAAGUGCAAAACCUUACUGUGAAAUCACAGAAACCAUUUUCCACCAGAAGGAAAGUGGACAGUGGAUUUUCCAUUGAUAAUAUGCUCUUAUUUUAAUUACAUGUGGCUCUUUUUUUAAUUGCAAGUUACAUGGAUUUCAAAAUCACAUUCAGUCUAUAAAAAUACUAUUAUAUUGUAGCUAUGUGCCUGCAUCAUAUUGCAUCACUUUAUUGUUUUUACUCACUAGUUUAGUAGUCAUCUAAAUGAUCAAGUAUGGAAUCUGGGCAGUGUUUACUUUUGUUACUAUUGCUCAAUACAUAUGGUAUAGUAUGUAUGUGCUAUAUGUAUGCAUGUACGCAUGUACAGAUAUAUGGAAAUAAAUAAGUACGCCCCAUGGAAAUUGUUGCCUUCUUUGACGUAUUUGGAUGAGCAAACAUUUGAUUACAAACUGUGCCUAUUAAUAAAGUUGAUAUUCUUGAACAAAACCACAAGGAAAAUUAGCUUUUCAGUCAUUUAUUCAACAGAAAUAUCAACAGAUGUGAUGAAAGAAAAAGUGUGGAAAAAGUAAGUACACCCUUGGACUUACAAUUAUAACAUAGGCUAAAAGAUAACCUCUGCUUUUAAAAUCAAGCACUGCUGAGAUAUUUUUGAAAUGUUGAUGUAAACUGGCUAUCAAAGGUUCUGGAGAUGUUCCUGCAUUUUGACAUUUUAUAUGUCU